AUGGCGACUUCUCCCGAUGAUACCAAAGACUUCAAGAUCGCGGCGGGUAGUCCGCCCCCGGAUGACAUUGGCAUUGCCAAUUCUGAAGAGAUCAAAGGUGGAGAUGACCAAUAUGAGGUUUUCAAGAGAGGGGAUGGCCAGGUCGACUUCCGGACGGUGAGCUGGAUCCGCGCAUCGGCCAUCUUUCUCAAGAUGCUCUUUGCUACUGGCAUUCUCUCCAUCCCGUCGGUUAUGUAUGAUCUCGGUGCCUUUCCGGGAGCCGUGAAUCUAGUAGGCUGGUGCCUCCUCAACGCAUACGGAGCUAUCAUCCUGGGAGACUUCCGCAAUCGGCAUCCCCAGUGUCACUCGGUGGCGGAUAUGGCUGGAGUCAUCGGCGGGCCUAUUGCCCGGGAAAUCGUGGGAUCCAUGUUCAUCGUUUCCUAUGUGAUCACGGCCGCCUCCGGCGUAAUCGGCGUCUCGGCUGCCUUCAAUGCUUUAUCGCUUCAUGCUAUGUGUACGGUCUGGUGGUCAGUCGUCGCGACGGUCAUCAUCGCUGCAUUCGCCAGCGUCCGAAAGUUCUCCCACAUUGGAUGGCUCACUAUCGGCGUAACAACCCGAGAUAGGCCGGCCGUUGCCCCUCAGACCGGAGACUAUGACUUCGGUUACCGCGUCAUUGGUCAUCCUACCUUUGCAGCCGGCAUCACUGCCGCAGCGACGAUCUUCGUCUCCAGCUCAGCUACAUCCGCCUUCCUCCCGGUGAUAUCAGAGAUGCGCAACCCCAAAGACUACCCCAAAGCGGUAUACCUCAGCAUGGGUUUCGUGACGGCCUCGUACCUCAGUUUUGCGCUGGUGAUCUACCGCUGGUGCGGAAAAUGGAUCGCCGCUCCAUCGCUCGGCAGUGCCGGCCCAACGGUCAAGCGAGUCGCGUACGGCAUCGCAUUACCAGGCCUGAUCGUCAGUGGAUCUCUGUACGUGCAUGUUGCCGCUAAGUAUCUCUUUGUGCGAAUCCUGCGCAACUCGAAACACCUGCAGUCAAACAGUCCGACACACUGGGGAACGUGGCUGAGUUGUACGAUUAUUCUCUCGGGGAUCUCCUUCGUGUUGGCUUCUGCGAUCCCGAUUUUCACGUAUGUAUUGGCGUUGGUGGGGAGUCUUUUCUUUGCGCCGCUGGCAAUCAGCUUGCCGGGGUUGUUGUGGCUGUAUAGUCACGACCAUUAUCGACGGGGGAAUGUGAUGCGGAAGGUAGUGUACGGUUUACAUGUCGGUAUUGUUCUGCUAGGGGCAUUCAUGGCUGUCGGCGGGACGUAUGGGGUGAUUGUUCAGAUCAUGGAUGCUUAUAAGAGCGGGAAGAUCGACAAGGUGUUUUCUUGCGCAGAUAACAGCGGAUCGGUCUAG
Molecule: messenger RNA, 1374 nt
Organism: Aspergillus affinis
Lineage: Eukaryota; Fungi; Ascomycota; Eurotiomycetes; Eurotiales; Aspergillaceae
Product: putative neutral amino acid permease
Exons: 3
Coding region: 1-1374 (457 amino acids)
Biological process (GO): amino acid transmembrane transport
Cellular component (GO): vacuolar membrane
Molecular function (GO): amino acid transmembrane transporter activity
Source: RefSeq, a predicted model, not a curated record